Messenger RNA from Cryptotermes secundus, 3156 nucleotides. RefSeq names its product pyrokinin-1 receptor. Gene Ontology annotation, molecular function: neuromedin U receptor activity. Lineage: Eukaryota; Metazoa; Arthropoda; Insecta; Blattodea; Kalotermitidae. The transcript is spliced from 3 exons. Gene Ontology annotation, biological process: neuropeptide signaling pathway. Gene Ontology annotation, cellular component: plasma membrane. Bases 983 to 2908 code for a protein of 641 amino acids. The record is from RefSeq and is a predicted model, not a curated record.
CAAGCGACGCGAAACCACUGCCGCACAACCUGCCGCGGAGAGAAGCCGCGAGCGACUGACGGUAUUCUCUGGCGGCGCGAGGCACACGGGAGCCGUAUCAGCGGGCGCGCAACUACUACCUGCGUACCAACCACAAGUCUGGCAGUUCUCUGUUGAUCGUACCACGGGCGUGUUCCGUGUCCCAUUCCAGUGGAUUGAAAUACUUCUUCAGGUCAUCUCACUUCGUGUCUACAAGUGUGCAGAGGAGCAGGAACCUACAAUUUCCUGCCUUCUGUUCAAGUCUACAGUGAAUUGAAAUCACUACUGCUCGUUAUCAUCUGAGUGCUGUUUGCAGAGGAGUGCAAGAUAUAAAAGCAACAACAGCUCACCCAGCGACUGUGAGGUGUCUGUUUUUACGCUGGCAAAUUAAUUACAAGGCAGUGUACGUAUAUAUAUGUGUGUAAAGUGUUGAACAACUAAUCAGUGGCUACCUCGCUGUGUUAUGUCAUACACUGUUUGCGAACCUGAUUCAGCAAAAAUUUACCCAAGACAAUAUUCAAUAGUAUCAGAAUUUAAUACACAAAGUAAAUACAAGUGUGAUUAAUAUGGACCGAGAAAAUGUAGCAAUUAAGAUUAUACAACAGAGUUCCCCAUACAAAACACAAACUACAAGCAUGAUUUUUGUAACACGUAUGGUCAGCUAUCUGAGAAGAAUCACAUCAGCGAAUGGCAGGGAAACCGGUCGCGAUUUAAAACAAUUAAACAAUGUGUGAAGGGCUGAAAUUUCCUGUUGUUUUGAACACUGAAGUACAGUGACUGGUGAAUAUGGGAAAACGGGGUUAGGACUUCUGAACCAUAUGAUAUAUAAGAUAGGAUUUUUUAUACUGUCAUCUGGAAGCUUAUAUCUAUCGGGUGAUCAGUACUACCGAUCUGACAGUUCGACAGUGAUCCGCUUUCCACAGGGCUAUACUGAUGUAGGGUUUAUUCCUGUACCUACAUUGCUAUGGAGUCGCUGAAUUCAUUACCAGACACUUCGACUUCUCCUUCGCCAUCUUCAGUGAUGGGAAUAGCAGUGAAUGAAGAAUAUUCUUUCGGUGAAGAUGCUGUGACAGAUUUUUCCGACCUCUUGUCAACAAGUUCCCUGUCUGACAACCUUAGCCACACGACCACAAUGACAAUGGCCUCACUAAACCUUGGUCCUGUCAGGGACCCUCUGUAUAUUGUAAUUCCCAUCACUAUUCUGUAUUCAGUUAUCUUCUUCACGGGAAUAGUGGGCAAUGUAGUUACAUGCAUUGUCAUAGCCCGUAACAAACACAUGCACACAGCUACCAACUACUAUUUGUUCAGCCUCGCUGUGUCAGACCUUCUCCUGCUGGUUUCGGGCCUUCCUCAGGAGAUGUACUGUAUUUGGUCUCGGUACCCGUAUGUAUUCGGUGAAAUAUUCUGUGUGCUACGAGGUCUCGCUGCCGAAACGUCGGCUAAUGCCACGGUCCUGACCAUCACGGCGUUCACAGUGGAACGCUAUGUAGCCAUCUGUCAUCCCUUCCUGUCCCACACCAUGUCUAAACUGUCGCGCGCUGUGAAGCUCAUCCUUGUAAUAUGGAUUGUGGCCCUUGCAUUCGCAGUUCCUCAAGCUAUUCAGUUCGGCAUCGUGAUGGGGAGUACCCCAGAGUUUGUGAUGUGCACGGUCAAGACUGUGAUAUUCGCCCACUCGUUCGAGAUAUCGACCUUUCUGUUCUUCGUUAUGCCAAUGACACUUAUCACAGUGCUGUAUGCUUUGAUUGGACUUCGGCUCAGGCGGUCCAACAUGAUGAAGAAGGAUGCCGGGUCAUUCAGCUGCAAGCAUUUCUGUAGCUCCAUGACUACAACAGUUCUACAGCAGCCAUCACAGCGCCACUUGGAAUCCGGGAACAGCCGGAGAUCGAACUGCUGUCGGCACCAUCAGAAUCAGUGUUCUCGCAGAGUACUCAAAAUGCUCGUUGCUGUGGUUGUCGCCUUCUUCAUCUGUUGGGCGCCGUUCCAUGCACAGCGCCUCUUCGCGAUCUACGGGGUGCAGCAGCAGGCGCCGGUCAUGCUCAGGAUCUACGAGAUCAUGACGUACAUCUCGGGCAUAUUGUACUACGUGUCCACCACCAUCAACCCUAUACUCUACCACACCAUGUCGCUCAAGUUCCGCGAGGCGUUCAAGGACACCCUUGCCCGUUGCUGCCGGUUCCGGGGGAUCAAGGGCCACGGGGCACGCAGAUCAUACUCAGUCCUCUCCAGAUCUGCCCAGCGAGGCUCCCUGGGGGCAAGCAAUGCGGGUCAGGAGAGCACUGACUACUCGGGCAACUCGGUGCGGGAGGAGGUGCUCCCUGGUGGACCAGGAAGCGGUGGAUCCAGUGUGAAAGACUUCUCAGGAACCAGAAGGUGCUUCAGGAAGCAAGACAGCAGCUUCCUGACAGACAGUCGAGGUCAGGACUCCAACUGGGUCACCUCACCGAACGGCCGUAUCAAUGCCGAUCCUAACCACAGACGGUCCUUCUCAGUGAUCAUUAGCGCGUCACAGGUUAGCCAGAAACCUAUUCUGACGAAGCAACUCAGAAAGAGCAAUCUGAAAAUUAAGCGGAAGGAAAAGCGGAACGGGGAGAAAGAGAAAAAGAAGAGCAGUUGGGACGUUUUACGAAGCAUAACAUCGUCAACAAAUUUCGUGGAAGAAAACAAAAAGUUAUCUACCUCUUACUCAAUGCGGUCGCCGACGCCCAAUCAGUACAGCGUGCCACCGGAGAUGUUCGACAUGCUAGCGGUUUGUGGGAGCGGCAGUGUGCAUAGCCUCGCUUCGAGCAGCAACAACGUCAGCAACAGCAGUCUGCGGGAUGUUGAGCACGGCGCCCUCGAGGACGAGCUCACGGCCUACAUGAAGGAACUGCGACGGAGAGAAGAGUGCUGAGAAAGGUGGUACGGUGGGGAACCGCUCACGAAGAGGAAAAAACAUAAGCGAAUCUCCACUCAAUAGACGUUGAUUCCAGCCACAUCGGCAGCGCACGGCAGUUUGCUAAUUUCAUUUCUUGCUCUCUCCGUGUCAGCCCGACAUUGCACUGGAACGGAACUCUCAGGAUGCUGGACAACUUUAAGCUUUUUUUUUAUUCCUAGUGGGGUAGGACUAAGUCCCUUGUACUGCGGCCACUUCUGGCCUAU